AAAGAAUGAUGAUAAUACACAAGACCUUCUCUUACUUGACGUUGUGCCACUUUCACUUGGUAUGGAAAUAGUUGGAGACAAGAAGGCAGAUCAUUUUGUUAAACUUGAGGAAUUAUUGGAAGAAUAUCCAUCAAUUUUCAUUGUAAAUGUUGAUAAUGUUGGCUCCAAUCAAAUGCAACAGAUUCGUCAUGUUCUUUGUAAUAAAGCUAUAAUCUUGAUGGAAGCUCCAUUAUUGAAUAAGUUAAAUAUAUCAUCAUUUACUUGUGCAUCAAACCAUUGCUUCACUUUCAUUACCCCUCAAAAACAUCCUACCAUUGCUUCUGUACCUCAUUUACUUAUUAAUUUUUAUAAGAAUUUAUUGACUAUUUCACUUGCAACUGAAUAUGAUUUCCAAGGUUCUGAAAAGGAUCCAAAUGCAUUUGCAGCAACAGUAACAACAACUGCUACAACAACUGAAGCUACUGAAACUAAAAGAGAAGCUGCUAAAGAGGAAUCUGAAAAUGAAUCAGAUGAUGAUAUGGGUUUGAAUUUUGUAUUAUGA
Molecule: messenger RNA, 541 nt
Organism: Entrophospora candida
Lineage: Eukaryota; Fungi; Glomeromycota; Glomeromycetes; Entrophosporales; Entrophosporaceae
Source: the annotation of a GenBank genome assembly